AUGGUCCCUGCCGCUGUCAAUUUGCCAUUGCGGCCUGGUGUUGAGAGCCCUGCGCCUGCUAUGCUCACAUCUGCAGAGCCUUGUGCGGCUAAGACCACUCGUCGUAACCUCUCCCCGGUCCCAGCUGCGUGUCUCGUUUGUCGCAGAAGACACCUAAAAUGCGAUGGAGAAAGGCCUUGCUCCCGAUGCAAAACUGCUGAUCUAGACUGCGUCUAUGUCACUUCUCGUCGCGGAUAUUGUGGCCGUAAACGCAAAGCUACACGAUCCCUCAGUCACCUUGCAGCAGCACAAGGUCCCGCUCCUAUUGCUGCCCUCGCACCCACCACAAUCGUUACCGCUCCGCCGGUAUCCGCACUGGAAUUACCUUUUAUCACUGAUUCCACCAAGUUCUUCCGUGUUGUCCCAAGUUAUUCGGGCUUCAACACAAGUUUCCCAAUUGCCACGUUUCCUCAAACUAGUGUAUCAACUAGCUUGCCUCACAUUUCCAUUCCGAAUCCGGUUGAUCCUUACCUCGAGUCGUUCUAUCUCAAUUUCCACGCCGCCCAUCCUUUUAUACCGCCGAAGGAGCCUCUUUUAGUCAUAUCACAGGGCUCCUGCCUGGAGCCCCUGCUUGCUGCUAUACGCUGGAUUGGUUCUCUAUAUGUCGAGAAAGACACGUCUCACAAUCUCUUCAAAAAGGCAUUCCGCCUCAUAGAUGGGAACCCUCCCAAAAAUGGCUUCUUAUUGCAGGCUAUGUUGCUUCUCAUUAUUGGACUCGAUGGCAACCAUCAACUAAAAAGGGCUGCAAAGCUCAUGGCAGAAGCUCGGGAUAUCUCUAUCCAACUAAAAAUGAACACCCAUACGUUUGCUACCACCAACGGACAAGGAAUACCGAUACUUGAGGAGAGCUGGCGGAGAACAUGGUGGGAACUCUACGUUGUGGAUGCCCUUACAUCAGGUGUACAUCAAACCAACAUCUUCGCUCUGCAUGACGUCCACACGGAUGUUGCUCUGCCUUGUGAAGAGCAUCAGUUUCUCACCGGACAAAUACCUCCCCCUAUGCAUCCUUACGACAUGGGAAACAUGGGGCUGUUUGACGGCAGGCCGUUCUCCUCGUAUACCUAUCGAAUCCAAUUGGCUUGCUUUUUGGGCACCUUCCAGAAAACACCAACAAACGUCAACCACAUCGAAAAACUCCUCGCCAACUGGAUGCUGCGCUUGCCACCUUCGAAACACGACGCUUUUUGCGAUGGCAAGCUCGAUGAGAUGAUGUUCCAGGCCAUUAUGAUGUGGAACGCCAUAUCUAUUCUCCUACACCAACCCCACUCGCAACUGGAUCCAUCUUCGACUUACUAUAUCAAGGCGUGCGCACCUAACACGCCAGCUAUAUCCAGCGAUGCCUUCAAUUCGCAUACAAAACGCACGAUCCGGGCUGCAAGGGAGCUCAGCAAGUUGAUCACUUACCGCGUUCCUCUACUGAGACACACUCAUUUCUUCGCUUACAUGAUCACACUUUCAUCUACAAUCCACCUCAGUAGAUGGUCCCUACGCUUUGUGGCCCAAGAUGAUGAAGAACUCCGUCAACACAUGCGUCAAAAUAUCGGGGCUCUGAUAAAGUACGCUGAGAUGUGGCCUAUGGUGCAACAUAUGGGAUGUCAAGUAAAGCAGAUCGCAAAGGAGAUUUAUAGGAUGAAGAAGCGCGAGCAACAGCAGCCUCCGGAAUAG
Messenger RNA from Fusarium oxysporum Fo47, 1704 nucleotides. RefSeq lists its product as uncharacterized. The transcript is spliced from 4 exons. The coding region runs from base 1 to 1704 and encodes 567 amino acids. Gene Ontology annotation, molecular function: DNA-binding transcription factor activity, RNA polymerase II-specific; DNA binding; zinc ion binding. The record is from RefSeq and is a predicted model, not a curated record. Lineage: Eukaryota; Fungi; Ascomycota; Sordariomycetes; Hypocreales; Nectriaceae. Gene Ontology annotation, biological process: regulation of DNA-templated transcription; DNA-templated transcription.